CGUCCAGGUGCGGAUGAGCUUUUGCGAGAGCCUCAGCUGUACAGCCAGGAGACCGUCGGCAGCCUUCGUGGGUCCCGCCAAUCGAUUGGGAGCGCCAUUUUCUUCGGGAGCUCGCAGCCCCGCGUCCCAUGCCUUGAGGUGCGUGUGGGAUCAUCUGGUGUGGCUGCAGGGAAGGGCACAUGUGCGGGUUACGGGCCUUCAGAACGAGGAACAGUCCGUCUCAAAAGACGUCUCUGCGUUGGGGCGAUAACUGUUUCACCGUGAAUCCCCGUCAUCCUCCAAUUGCCAUCCACUGAAGUGUGGACACUCUCUGUACAAAAGCCACCAAAAGAAUACGGACUCUUGAGCCACAGAAAACCCCCGUUUGAAAGAAAAAGUGAGGACUCUAAAGGCGCAGUGAGUGCGAGAUUGACAAGGGAAUUGAGUGAGUGAAAUGCAGAGAAUUGACCCUUGAGUCUCAAGAGAGGGUGUGAAAAAGUGUUGUUGAAUUUAUCUGUGAUGUGCUAAUAAGAAAAUCUCCCUGAGAUUCCUUCGAAUUAUCCUUGUUUUGGCUUUCAAGUGCAAAUUCACGGCCGUGUGACAUAAAUUGAAACAAUAAAACAUCUCGACCGAGUGGAAAUUCGCUAGAAAAUCUUUCGUUUGGCGUCACAGCAGAACUGCGAGCCGUUUUCCGUGAGAUUCACACGCUCAGGUGUCAAGCGAGGCCACGAUGAUUAAUAUCGCGGGCGUCGUGAGCAUUGUGCUGUUCUACCUCCUGAUCCUGGGAGUGGGCAUUUGGGCGGGACGCAAGAAGGAGGAGGGCAAUGACUCAGAGGAGGAAGUCAUGCUCGCGGGCAGAUCCAUUGGUCUCUUCGUGGGCAUCUUCACCAUGACAGCAACCUGGGUCGGCGGAGGAUACAUCAAUGGCACGGCAGAAGCCAUCUACACAUCGGGACUCGUUUGGUGCCAGGCACCCUUCGGAUAUGCUUUGAGUCUCGUGUUUGGCGGCAUUUUCUUCGCCAAUCCCAUGCGGAAGCAGGGCUACAUCACCAUGCUGGAUCCGCUGCAGGACAGCUUCGGGGAGCGCAUGGGAGGUUUGCUCUUCCUGCCGGCGCUCUGUGGUGAAGUCUUCUGGGCAGCGGGCAUCCUGGCCGCCUUGGGCGCCACUCUGUCCGUCAUCAUCGACAUGGAUCACCGCACAUCCGUGAUCCUGUCUGCCUGCAUCGCGGUCUUCUACACCCUGUUCGGCGGGCUGUACUCAGUGGCGUACACAGACGUGAUUCAGCUGUUCUGCAUCUUCGUCGGCCUCUGGAUGUGCAUCCCCUUCGCCUGGGCCAACGACCACGUGGCCAGUUUGUCGUCUAUGGAGGUGGAUUGGGUGGGAUCUGUGGACCCGAAGGAGCACUGGUACUACAUAGACUACGGGCUGCUGCUCAUCUUCGGCGGGAUCCCGUGGCAGGUGUACUUCCAACGUGUGUUGUCCAGCAAGACGGCUGGGAGGGCUCAGAUUCUGUCCUACGUGGCGGCCUUCGGCUGUAUCCUCAUGGCAAUCCCACCGGUUUUAAUUGGAGCUAUCGCCAAAGCCACAAAAUGGAACGAGACGGGCUACACUGGGCCCUAUCCGCUGACAACAGACGAGACCAGCAUGAUUCUGCCGAUGGUCCUGCAGUACUUGACCCCCGAUUUCGUCUCCUUCUUCGGCCUGGGCGCCGUCUCCGCCGCUGUGAUGUCCUCAGCGGACUCCUCAGUCCUGUCCGCCGCCUCGAUGUUCGCCCGGAACGUGUACAGGCUCAUAUUCAGACAGAGGGCUUCAGAAAUGGAGAUCAUCUGGGUGAUGCGAAUCUCAAUUUGUGUGGUUGGCGUUCUAGCGACUGUGAUGGCUUUGACAAUACCCUCAAUCUAUGGUUUAUGGUCAAUGUGUUCAGAUCUCGUCUAUUGCAUCCUAUUUCCUCAGCUCCUCAUGGUGGUUCAUUUCAAGCCCUUCUGCAACACUUACGGCAGUUUCUUCGCCUACAUCGUGGCCUUCCUGGUCAGAUUGUCUGGCGGAGAACCUCUACUCGGCCUCCCAGCCGCCAUUCACUAUCCCGGCUAUGAUCCAGUUGAGGAUCGCCAGCUCUUCCCCUUCCGCACGAUGGCCAUGAUCUUCAGUUUGUUCACCCUCGUGGGCGUUUCCUGGUACAGCAAGUGGGUCUUCGAGACGGGUCGCUUGGCGCCCAAGUAUGACUAUUUCAGGUGUGUCGUGAACAUUCCUGAGGACGUCCAGCGAGUGGGAGAACCUUCGGAAGCUGGAGAACAGCUCUCCGUGAUGGCCAGUGCCAUGGGCAGGAUGUACGGAGCUGCCACGAUGGUGGGUAAGGAUGAGAUGAACGGACGCGUGAAUCCCGCCAUGGAGCCUGACGACGAUUUGCCCAUUGCGGAGGUGGAGAGAAUCCGGGCGGCGGGCGGCGGUGGUCAGACUGGCAUGGAAGUUCCCGUGCCGCGGGCAGGACAAGCCAACACUGCCUUCUAAUAUCCACAGUAAGUCGCGACCAUUGAGGAGCUCUGAAGGUGUUUUUGAGGUAAUCUCAGUAUAAACUUAACCAGAAAAUGAAAUGAAUGAAACCAAAACAUAUCACUGUAAAGUCUAAUGAACGUUAUACAAUAAGCAAAAACUAUAUUUAUUGAAAACAACAAAUGAAAUGCAGGCAAAACAUGCUGUUAGUUGUUUAGAAAUUGGAUAAUGCAGAGAACACGAAGAUGCGUAUUAAAUUGUGUUGAACAUAAAUUACCUAUUAUAGAAUCUAUUUGAAGAAAAAAUGAAAACAUAUCAAUAUAUCUACCUAAUGAAAAUGAAAAAGUAUUAAUAUUUAGCAAAUUUGCAAAGGAAAAAGAAAAACUGUUUAUUUUGUCUAUAAAAGAAAGACGUUUGCAUUGUUGUACAAUUUAUUGUUAUGAAACAAAGUGGAUAAAGCACAAAGUAAUUAGUUCAAUUACUCUUUAAAUGCCUAAAGAAAAUUUUUCUUAGAUUUAGCUGUGCUAUUAAUUAACUAUGGGAGUUGGGAAGAUGGGUCAGAGAGAUGAAAUAUAUUUUCAGAAGUGUGGAAAAAGGAGUGGAAAAUAUCAUUGUUAGGCGGCAAAUUGCAUAAAGAGAGAUUUAUAAUGAUUGAGUUUUCCGGAUUGGGUGCUAUGAGAAAAAUGCAAGAGAUAAGCUGCAAGUAGAUUGUUGAGGAGAUUUAUUUAAUCACUAUAAUGAGUUGUUGUUUUUUUUCUGUAUUUAGAGAGGAACAUGAAUUGAGGCAAGAGUUUGAGGAUGGGAAAGGUGAGAAAUGGGAUGAAUAUAAUUGAAAUGAUACAGCUAAUCUACCAAAGAAAAGUAUAUAAAAUUAAAAAAAAAAACAUCGACUGUUUCAUAGAGAGAAA
Molecule: messenger RNA, 3378 nt
Organism: Phlebotomus argentipes
Lineage: Eukaryota; Metazoa; Arthropoda; Insecta; Diptera; Psychodidae
Gene: ChT
Product: high-affinity choline transporter 1
Exons: 8
Coding region: 710-2488 (592 amino acids)
Biological process (GO): acetylcholine biosynthetic process; transmembrane transport; choline transport
Cellular component (GO): plasma membrane
Molecular function (GO): choline:sodium symporter activity
Source: RefSeq, a predicted model, not a curated record